AUGAAACCGACAACCAGCAGAAGGCCGCAUGCAUCGAGCCGCCAACCACAGCCGCCGGACGAGCCGCAAAGGCCGCCACCUUUCCGGCCACCCCCGGAAGCACGACCGCGGGUGCACCCGAAUACAACCGCGUUACAUGCGAUAAGUACCGAUAACACUGGGUCAGCUGUUCGAACUCGUCCUAGGGUACCCAGACAACACCUGGAGCGCAGCGUCAUCAACGCCUCCACCCGAAGUCGGCCGGCCACAGAACCAGCGGUAUUAGAAGCAUUGCCACGACAGACGCCGCUCAGUACCAACGCCCGGAAGCUCCCGACCACCAGGCGAACGCCACGGGAAGCAGACCGUGAAGCUGGUGCUGCGACAGAGCCGCGCACCGCCCAAACCUCGACGCACCCAGCAGGCCAAGCGAAGGCCCAGGUAACGCUCUCCGCCAAACAAAGCGACCUGCCGACUGCAGCUUCGCUCCAACUCGGCCAGCGAGGCACUGCAAAGAGUACCGCGAGGAAGGCAGCCAGUACCGCGGAGCCACUCUCAGAGAAGGUGCAAGAGGCGCCCGCUACAACAACGCCGGCAUGCUCGAACAACGAUGGGGCGUCUGCCCCAGCAAUUGACAAGACCAACGUCGAGACGACGCCGCAUCACCCAAAAGCGACGCCAACCCCGACGGCGACCCGGCCUCCAACUGCCGAGAUCAGCGCACAACCGGCCACGCCUGACACAUCACCCCCACAAGUGACACCGGUAAAACCUGGUAUGUAA
Messenger RNA from Bactrocera tryoni, 762 nucleotides. RefSeq names its product proteoglycan 4-like. The transcript has 2 exons. The record is from RefSeq and is a predicted model, not a curated record. Bases 1 to 762 code for a protein of 253 amino acids. Lineage: Eukaryota; Metazoa; Arthropoda; Insecta; Diptera; Tephritidae.